Molecule: messenger RNA, 792 nt
Organism: Epithele typhae
Lineage: Eukaryota; Fungi; Basidiomycota; Agaricomycetes; Polyporales; Epitheliaceae
Exons: 3
Coding region: 1-792 (263 amino acids)
Source: RefSeq, a predicted model, not a curated record
AUGGGCAAGUUCUACGACGCCAUCCCCCCGGAGCUCGUCCCCUGGCUGCUCAAACAGGAGCUCUUCUGGGUCGCCACCGCCCCCCUCUCUCCGGACGGGCACGUCAACGUCUCGCCCAAAGGCGUCCGCGACUCCUUCCACGUCCUCGACGCCCACCGCGUCUGGUACCAGGACCUCACCGGGAGCGGCGCGGAGACGGUCGCGCAUGUGCGCGAGAACGGGCGGGUCACGCUCAUGUUCUCCGCCUUCGAGGGCCCGCCGCGGAUCGUCCGGCUCUUCGGCACAGGGACGAUACACGAGUUCGGGACGAAGGAGUACGAGCGGCUCGUCCCGCCCGAGCAGCGUCGCCCGGGCUCGCGCGCCGCGAUCGUUGUCGAUGUGCACAAAGUCGGCUCGUCGUGUGGGUACGCGGUGCCGUACUACAAGUUCCAGGGACACCGGCAGGCCCUCCUCGACUACUUCGCGAAGCAGGAGGCGGCGGACGACUUCGCGGACGGCAGCCUCAAGGCGUACUGGGCGAAGAAGAACCUGCAGAGCAUCGACGGCAUCCAGGCGCUGCGCGAUGCACCGAACGCGGAGAGGGUCCCCGUCACGGGCGAGGGGAUGGGGAAGGCGGACGCCGUCGCCGCCGGGGCCAGCGGGAACGGGGUCUCGAACGUCGGAUCGGACGGGCGGGGGGCGGGCGCCGCGAAGGUGGACAGGCAGAGGGUGCAGGAGUGGGUCGUUGCGUUUGCGCUGGGGCUCGCGGCCGCGGCGGUGUACGUCCAGGUCGUCGGGGCCGUGUCUCUGUGA